AGGGCGAACCGGCACGAGACUCGCACGCCCCACUACGGGCUUUGGGGUCCCCCGGCAGCGUCCGCGUCCCUGGCCCGCCCGAUCCCAUUCUCUGGUCCAUACCCCUGAGUGAGAGCUGGGGCCGGCCCUCAUCCCCUUUUUGGCCUACCUUGCUCGGAUGACCCUGCCCGUACGGAUCGCCGGAACCGAAGGCGGCCGGCAGGACAGAGAUGGGGCAGUGCCCCGCGGCGCGCUCCCGAGCAGCCAAGCCGGUCCCGGGGCGCGCUCACCACGCGGAGGCGCGCGCUCGCGCCGCCGCCUGUUCCGACCCUGUAUUCCUUUACGGCAAUCGCGAAAGUGUCGUUAACCUGCUGCCGCGGAUCGGAGUCACCCAGUCGGCUGGAGUCGGAGGUCUUAUUUCUAGGGGUAAAGACCAUCCACAAAAAGCUAUAAAACGAGAUAAAUUAUUCUCCCCAAAUAAAAGAAAGCCAAGAUCCAUGAGUGGGCAUCGGUCAACAAGGAAACGAUGUGGAGAUUCUCACCCGGAGUCCCCUCUGGGCUUCGGGCAUAUGAGUACUCCAGGCUGUGUAUUAAAUAAAUUGUUUCAGUUACCUACACCACCAUUGUCCAGACACCAACUUAAGCGGCUAGAAGAACAUAGAUAUCAGAGUGCUGGACGGUCCCUGCUUGAGCCCUUAAUGCAAGGGUAUUGGGAAUGGCUAGUUGGAAGAGUUCCCUCCUGGAUUGCCCCAAAUCUCAUCACAAUCAUUGGAUUGUCAAUAAACAUCUGUACAACUGUUUUGUUAGUCUUCUACUGCCCUACAGCUACAGAGCAGGCACCUCUGUGGGCAUAUAUUGCUUGUGCAUGCGGCCUUUUCAUCUACCAGUCUUUGGAUGCUAUAGAUGGGAAACAGGCAAGAAGAACCAAUAGCAGUUCUCCUUUGGGAGAACUUUUUGAUCAUGGAUGUGAUUCACUAUCAACAGUUUUUGUGGUUCUUGGAACUUGUAUUGCAGUGCAACUGGGGACAAACCCAGACUGGAUGUUUUUUUGUUGUUUUGCUGGGACAUUCAUGUUCUAUUGUGCACAUUGGCAAACGUAUGUUUCUGGAACAUUGCGAUUUGGAAUAUUCGAUGUUACAGAGUCCCAGAUCAUAAUUAUAAUAUGCCAGCUUCUCACAGGAACCCUGGGACCUUGGUUCUGGAACUUCACGAUCCCAGUGCUGAAUAUUCAAAUGAAAAUUUUUCCUGCACUUUGUACUGUAGCAGGGACCAUAUUUUCCUGUACAAAUUACUUCCGUGUAAUCUUCACAGGUGGUGUUGGGAAAAAUGGAUCAACGAUAGCAGGAACAAGUGUCCUUUCUCCUUUUCUCCAUAUUGGAUCAGUAAUUACAUUAGCUGCAAUGAUCUACAAGAAGUCAGCAGUUCAGCUUUUUGAAAAGCAUCCCUGUCUUUAUAUAUUGACAUUCGGUUUUGUAUCUGCCAAAAUCACCAAUAAGCUUGUGGUGGCACACAUGACUAAAAGUGAAAUGCAUUUGCAUGACACAGCAUUCAUAGGUCCAGCACUUUUGUUUCUGGACCAAUAUUUUAACAGCUUUAUUGAUGAAUAUAUCGUACUUUGGAUAGCCCUGGUCUUCUCUUUUUUUGAUUUGAUUCGCUACUGUGUCAGUGUUUGCAAUCAGAUUGCAUCUCACCUGCACAUACAUGUCUUCAGAAUCAAGGUCUCUACAGCUCAUUCUAAUCAUCAUUAAUGAUGUAAUUGAUGUUAUAUAGGAAAUUCACGUUUUCUGCAGGAAAGAAUCUGAACAUAUUAAGGAGAAUAAGGAGGUUAAGAACAAAUAUAAUUUAUAAUAA
Molecule: messenger RNA, 1830 nt
Organism: Hippopotamus amphibius kiboko
Lineage: Eukaryota; Metazoa; Chordata; Mammalia; Artiodactyla; Hippopotamidae
Gene: CEPT1
Product: choline/ethanolamine phosphotransferase 1
Exons: 9
Coding region: 210-1727 (505 amino acids)
Biological process (GO): phosphatidylethanolamine biosynthetic process
Cellular component (GO): Golgi apparatus; endoplasmic reticulum membrane
Molecular function (GO): ethanolaminephosphotransferase activity; diacylglycerol cholinephosphotransferase activity
Source: RefSeq, a predicted model, not a curated record